Mya arenaria is the source of this 3129-nucleotide messenger RNA. Its product is annotated as mucin-2-like. Bases 337 to 2832 code for a protein of 831 amino acids. The transcript has 2 exons. The record is from RefSeq and is a predicted model, not a curated record. NCBI's taxonomy places the organism in Eukaryota, Metazoa, Mollusca, Bivalvia, Myida, Myidae.
UGGAAAAUAAACAUAACGUCGUAGUAUAUACGUUCUUGCUAUUUGACGUGUUUAUUCCUUUUGAUAAGUGAACAUCGGAAAAUGUAAAAAUAUCAGAAAUAUAGAAUUGCAUUAUAAGUGUGUCAUGUAAGAAUUAUUAAACACUUCGUUAAACCACAAUACACUUUCGACAGGAUUGAAGUAGAAAUUCAUCUAUUUGUUAACGAAACACAUGCCGCAGUGUUCAAACUGGACAUUCCUUAAUCAACCGUUUUAAAACAGUGAAACAAUUCGUAUGAGAAAGUGAAUACAGAUUAAAAUCAUACUAGUAAAUGACGAUAUAGAAAUUUGAUCAAAAUGCCAUCAAAAAUGAAAACAUAUCUGGUCUUAUGCCUUAUAACAUUUCUAUGCUGUGUGGACCUUAGCACUACGGAAUCAACAUCAACAGCAACAAUGACGACGACAACAGCACCCGAUCCUACGGCAACAUAUGCAUCAAGUUUAGCACCUACAACAACAACGGCAACAAUAACUGCAACAGUAUCAUAUACAUUGGCAACGGACGCAACAAAUUCAACAACAUUAACAGCAACAAUACCAGACCCGACAGCUGCAAAUGCAACAACAGUAACACCAGAUCUGACGGCUACAAAUGCAACAGCAAUAACAACAAGUACAUCAGCAACAUUACCAACAACGACAACAUCACCAGAUCUGACGGCUACAAAUGCAACAACAGCAACACCAGAUCUGACGGCUACAAAUGCAACAACAGCAACACCAGAUCUGACGGCUACAAAUGCAACAGCAAUAACAACAAGUACAUCAGCAACAUUACCAACAACGACAACAUCACCAGAUCUGACGGCUACAAAUGCAACAACAGCAACACCAGAUCUGACGGCUACAAAUGCAACAACAGCAACACCAGAUCUGACGGCUACAAAUGCAACAGCAAUAACAACAAGUACAUCAGCAACAUUACCAACAACGACAACAUCACCAGAUCUGACGGCUACAAAUGCAACAACAGCAACACCAGAUCUGACGGCUACAAAUGCAACAACAGCAACACCAGAUCUGACGGCUACAAAUGCAACAGCAAUAACAACAAGUACAUCAGCAACAUUACCAACAACGACAACAUCACCAGAUCUGACGGCUACAAAUGCAACAACAGCAACACCAGAUCUGACGGCUACAAAUGCAACAACAGCAACACCAGAUCUGACGGCUACAAAUGCAACAGCAAUAACAACAAGUACAUCAGCAACGUUACCAACAACGACAACAUCACCAGAUCUGACGGCUACAAACGCAACAACAAUAACCGCGACGACAUCAUCAGAUCUGACGGCUACAAAUGCAACAACAGUAACACCAGACCCGACAGCUGCAAAUGCAACAACAGUAACACCAGAUCUGACGGCUACAAAUGCAACAGCAAUAACAACAAGUACAUCAGCAACAUUACCAACAACGACAACAUCACCAGAUCUGACGGCUACAAAUGCAACAACAGCAACACCAGAUCUGACGGCUACAAAUGCAACAACAGCAACACCAGAUCUGACGGCUACAAAUGCAACAGCAAUAACAACAAGUACAUCAGCAACAUUACCAACAACGACAACAUCACCAGAUCUGACGGCUACAAAUGCAACAACAGCAACACCAGAUCUGACGGCUACAAAUGCAACAACAGCAACACCAGAUCUGACGGCUACAAAUGCAACAGCAAUAACAACAAGUACAUCAGCAACAUUACCAACAACGACAACAUCACCAGAUCUGACGGCUACAAAUGCAACAACAGCAACACCAGAUCUGACGGCUACAAAUGCAACAACAGCAACACCAGAUCUGACGGCUACAAAUGCAACAACAGUAACACCAGAUCUGACGGCUACAAAUGCAACAACAGUAACACCAGAUCUGACGGCUACAAAUGCAACAACAGCAACACCAGACCCGACAGCUGCAAAUGCAACAACAGUAACACCAGAUCUGACGGCUACAAAUGCAACAACAGCAACACCAGAUCUGACGGCUACAAAUGCAACAGCAAUAACAACAAGUACAUCAGCAACGUUACCAACAACGACAACAUCACCAGAUCUGACGGCUACAAACGCAACAACAAUAACCGCGACGACAUCAUCAGAUCUGACGGCUACAAAUGCAACAACAAUAACCACGAUGACAUCACCAGAUCUUACGACUACGAAUGCAACAACAAUAACUACGACGACAGUGCCUGAUCUGACGGCUACAAAUGCAACAACAAUAACCACGACGACAGCGCCUGAUCUGACGGCUACAAAUGCAACAACAAUAACCACGACGACAGCGCCUGAUCUGAUGGCUACAAAUGCAACAACAAUAACCACGACGACAUCAUCAGAUCUGACGGCUACAAAUGCAACAACAAUAACCUUGACGACAGCGCCUGAUCUGACGGCUACAAAUGCAACAACAAUAACCACGACGACAUCAUCAGAUCUGACGGCUACAAAUGCAACAUCAAUAACCACGACGACAUCAUCAGAUCUGACGGCUACAAAUGCAACAACAAUAACCACGACGACAUCAUCAGAUCUGACGGCUACAAAUGCAACAUCAAUAACCACGAUGACAUCACCAGAUCUGACGGCUACAAAUGCAACAACAAUAGCCACGACGACAGCGCCUGAUCUGACGGCUACAAAUGCAACAACAGCACCAACCACAAUAGCAACGCCGGAUUUAAUGGCCGCAUCUACGACAGUCCGCUCAAUUGACGAUACGGCGGAAGAGGAAGAAAAAAGGCCGCUGAUGCCCAGGCGACGGCGGCCGUCACUGCCGGAAGUGUGACUGCGUUGUCCAUGGCCGGCACAAUCAUGGGUGUAAGUAUCGCUGCCGUUGUUGGCUCUCAGAUCGGUGCGACUGCGGCCGUUCAGGCCGGAACCAUGAUAGGUACACAAGUUGCAACCCAAGUCGCCACUCAGGCAGGAAUUCAAGGAGCAACGCAGGGAGCCCAAAUUGCUACCAAUGCAACUGUUGUCGCCGUUGCCCCGGCUGCUGUAGUUAUCUGAUAUUGUUUUGGGCCAGAAGACGUUUUCCAUUUAAAUAAUUAGUUCUCGGUUGUUCAAAAAAGUUUCUUGACCUUUU